AUUUUAGGCUACGUUUAUGACCGAGCGGAUUCGCGUCGCGCGAUGCGAUGAAAAUCGCUACUAGCGAUCAAAUACAUAAAUCCAUAUCGAAGUGUUUAUCGUGCAGCGAUUCAGCGAAAAGCGGUUUCAGCGAAAAUGGAGCGACUGCUAGCGACGAAAAUCAGCGAUCAAAAUUUUUGAUUCAGUUGAGCGAAUCGCGUUAAACACGAUGGACAAAUUUAUUGAAAAAGUGCGAAAUAAAGAAUGUUUGUGGAAUCUGCGUCAUCCAGAUUAUCAUAAUAGAAACAAAAUCAGAAAAGCUUGGGAAGAAGUUGAGAAAGAAUGCGGUUUGGAAGCUGGCUCUGGUGCAAAAAAAUGGAAAAACUUGAAAGACACCUAUCGUAGAGAACUUCGUAAGGAAACUGUGGUUGCUUCAGGCAGCGCUGCAAUGCCGCAAUCAAAAUGGACACAUUUUAAGGAUAUGUGUUUUUUACAAGAUACUAUGGAAUCGCGCUCCAUGUCAGGUAACUUGAUCAAUGAAACAAGUUGUGAUGAAUUGGUGGAACUUGAUGAUGAAGAUAAAUCAGAAACUCCUGAAUCCAUAAAAUUGAUGCAGCCUACACCUAAAAAAUUAAAGAAAAAACUUACAGAAAGCUCAGCGUUUUUGGAGUUGGAGGAAAAGAAGCUUAAGCUUCUAGAAAAAAGCAACGAUGAGGAGGAUGAUGAUUACCAUUUUCUUAUGAGUUUCAAAAAGUACAGUUAA
This is a messenger RNA of Zeugodacus cucurbitae (melon fly), 742 nucleotides long. Its product is annotated as transcription factor Adf-1-like. The record is from RefSeq and is a predicted model, not a curated record. Gene Ontology annotation, cellular component: nucleus; transcription regulator complex. NCBI's taxonomy places the organism in Eukaryota, Metazoa, Arthropoda, Insecta, Diptera, Tephritidae. Gene Ontology annotation, biological process: regulation of transcription by RNA polymerase II. The transcript has 2 exons. The coding region runs from base 209 to 742 and encodes 177 amino acids.